AUGAUUCAUGCAGAGAUCAUACACAAGGACUCAAUGAAUCAUACAGAGAUCAUACACAAGGGCUCAAUGAAUCAUACAGAGAUCAUACGCAAGGGCUCAAUGAAUCAUACAGAGAUCAUACGCAAGGGCUCAAUGAAUCAUACAGAGAUCAUACCCAAGGACUCAAUAAAUCAUACAGAGAUCAUACCCAAGGACUCAAUAAAUCAUACAGAGAUCAUACCCAAGGACUCAAUGAAUCAUACAGAGAUCAUACACAAGGGCUCAAUGAAUCAUACAGAGAUCAUACACAAGGGCUCAAUGAAUCAUACAGAGAUCAUACACAAGGGCUCAAUGAAUCAUACAGAGAUCAUACACAAGGGCUCAAUGAAUCAUACAGAGAUCAUACACAAGGGCUCAAUGAAUCAUACAGAGAUCAUACACAAGGGCUCAAUGAAUCAUACAGAGAUCAUACACAAGGGCUCAAUGAAUCAUACAGAGAUCAUACACAAGGGCUCAAUGAAUCAUACAGAGAUCAUACGCAAGGGCUCAAUGAAUCAUACAGAGAUCAUACACAAGGGCUCAAUGAAUCAUACAGAGAUCAUACGCAAGGGCUCAAUGAAUCAUACAGAGAUCAUACACAAGGGCUCAAUGAAUCAUACAGAGAUCAUACGCAAGGGCUCAAUGAAUCAUACAGAGAUCAUACACAAGGGCUCAAUGAAUCAUACAGAGAUCAUACACAAGGGCUCAAUGAAUCAUACAGAGAUCAUACACAAGGGCUCAAUGAAUCAUACAGAGAUCAUACACAAGGACUCAAUGAAUCAUACAGAGAUCAUACACAAGGGCUCAAUGAAUCAUACAGAGAUCAUACCCAAGGACUCAAUAAAUCAUACAGAGAUCAUACCCAAGGACUCAAUGAAUCAUACAGAGAUCAUACCCAAGGACUCAAUAAAUCAUACAGAGAUCAUACGCAAGGGCUCAAUGAAUCAUACAGAGAUCAUACGCAAGGGCUCAAUGAAUCAUACACCAACACAAACACGUAAUUUUAGAAUAUUUUAUUAA
This is a messenger RNA of Procambarus clarkii (red swamp crayfish), 1038 nucleotides long. Lineage: Eukaryota; Metazoa; Arthropoda; Malacostraca; Decapoda; Cambaridae. The record is from RefSeq and is a predicted model, not a curated record.